CAGUAGUUUCAUGGAAAGACUUCAAAUUUUAAAAUUCAUAAGUGAUCCCUCCACCACUGUCACAAAGCAAACUAAACAUAAACACGAGAAUUUUAAGAAUGGAAAACCUCACAAUAGCGGAAAUAGAAAACCUCACACUGCGCAGAUACGACGGAGUUAAAGUCAUGAGCGGUAAAAAUUCCUUUGAGCUAUACAUGAACUUCCUGUGGAUAUUUGCUUGCAUAUAUGUCCUUUCCAAACUAACCCAACUUUUGGAGCGGGUCCUUGGACAGCGGUUGGUCGGCCAAAAGCAAUGGUGCGACGUGCGCUUAAUCGAAAAUGAAUGGCAGCUUACCCUGCAACUUUACGAGGAAGACAAGCGCCAGCUGGAGGCACAGGUGCGCGAGCUGCGCGAAAAGAACCUUUUUAUGGAGCGCAUGAUGGUCGAACUGCGCGACUGCAACAUCCACUUAAUAAGCGCGAACUUUAUGCGGUCCGUGAUGCAAGAUCAGAUUUCGACACCACCACAGCCGAACAUUUACAUCAGCAACACCCACUUUCAUCUUACACGCCAGGUGAUCGUAAACGAGAGUCAUAUCGAUCUUAAUGUUCAUAACGCCGGCGGGAAAGUUACCGACUCCAUGGGCUCAAAGUGUGCGGAUCUGAAUGUCUGGCUGCACUACCUGAAGAUGCGCAAGUGCUAUAUAGGCCCGAUCGCCGAUCCAAAUUUGACAGCUCCUAGAAGUUCAGAGCAUAUGCUUCCCAUUGUUAUGUCUACCGAGCAGUUGGCCAAUUUGCAGGGUAUGAUCUAGUUGACUUUAUUUUUGAUGCAUUCUUAAUAUAAAUUUUCAUUGUUAUAUUAUUCAAAAAACAAAAAUCAAAAAAAUGUAUGUUUAAAACUAA
Molecule: messenger RNA, 882 nt
Organism: Drosophila subpulchrella
Lineage: Eukaryota; Metazoa; Arthropoda; Insecta; Diptera; Drosophilidae
Exons: 3
Coding region: 99-791 (230 amino acids)
Source: RefSeq, a predicted model, not a curated record